GGUCUAAUGGAGUAAGAUAAAUAAACUGAUUAUGUGGCAACUUGAAAAACCAGGAAAUGAUGACAUGAGAGGAUGACCCUAGCUGGUCACAUAUAUAAAGUGUGAAGAAGACAAGAUCCCUCAGUGCUGCAGCAGCGUCCUAGGGUUCAGGAGUCAAGAUGCAAGCCUUGGUGCUGCUGGCGGUGCUGGUGGCUCGGACUGGUGCCAAUGAACUCUUGUUCAACAUAAACCCAGACGAGAUACAACAAGACACUGCCAUCUUCAACCAGGACCCAUUGUUGGCUCCAGACGGAGACCUCAUCGGCAUCUCCAGUACCAACGGUGCACUCUACAGUUAUCAAGGUGGAGGAGUAAAUAACUACAUCCCAGGAGGCGGCUAUCCUCAAGCAGGGGUAGCAGGCUACCCAGGAAGUGGCAGAUACCCAGGAGGAACUGGCAGCCGCUACCCAGUAGGAAGUGGCAGCUACCCAGUAGGAAGCGGCAGCUACCCAGUAGGAAGCGGCAGCUACCCAGUAGGAAGCGGCAGCUACCCAGUAGUCGGCGGCAACCCAGGAGGCUUCCCGAUUGUGGGAGGCGGCGGCGUCGGCUUCCCAGUAGGAGGACACGGAUCACACGGCUGUCCACGAAGGUAUGGACAAUGUCGCCUCUACGGUUAUCGGCAACACCCGUGUAGAUACGAUCACGAUUGCUUGAGCCCUGGACACAAGUGCUGCUACGAUGAAUGUUUUCGCUACCGUGUAUGCAAGAACAUCUAUUGAUAGUGAGGUUGUGGCCCAACCUCCAGGCUUUGAGGACGGGACAUUAUGAAACAAAGCGCCAGCUAAGUUAUCCGCAGGCAGGUAUCCAGGCAGCGGCGUCCCAUUUGAGGACUUCAUCUUCUUGAUUCGCUGGUAUUUUUCCGGCCCGGGUCUUUUCCAGAUGGUGGCCCAGCCUUGGCUUCCUGGCUUGGGAGUGUCUGGGCCAUCUGAGGACGGGACACGCUGUAUGCAUGCCUUCCAGAGUUGUUCGUAAUUCAGGAAAAUUCCCCCGGACUCAGCCCCCAUCCGGAAACCAAAUACCUAUCGUUGUACAACAAUAUUCUGCCUUAUUUGCUUAGUUUUUGAAGAGGAUUUCAAGUCAGUCUCAGCUGAUUACCAUCUGUAUCCCAGCGCCUCAAGAUGCAAGAUGAUUUUCGUCUCAGUACGCAAAUUGACGAGAGAAAUUUCUCACAUUUGACUAGGAUGUGUGCACUAUUUAUAUCCCCCUCACGUUAUUCACUAUAUUUAUUUUAGCAACAAAGUAGCUUUCCAUGUACAUUAGGAAUUGCUAUGUUCUAUUUAUUACUUUUUUGUACUGGAAUUUUUAAGUAGUGAAACUGCUUUGCAAUAAAUUUAUAUUUAAACUC
Cherax quadricarinatus is the source of this 1384-nucleotide messenger RNA. RefSeq names its product annexin A7. The record is from RefSeq and is a predicted model, not a curated record. Lineage: Eukaryota; Metazoa; Arthropoda; Malacostraca; Decapoda; Parastacidae.